GAGCCCCUUGCUCUGGUGUCCACUGGUCCCUGCACAGUUGCUGGCACAGUGGCACUCGCUUACCAUCUGACGGGUGAAUGAAUGAGACGAGGGCUAGUUCCCACAAACUGACUACCUCAGCACGAUCGUGAUGAUCAUUUGGACAGAUUGCAGAUUCUCAUCCCAUGGGUCAUUCUCAUCCUGCCAGUCCUGUUGUCCUGUCAUCAACUUUGGAAGAGCAGAAGCGACCAGCUGUGCCAACACACCUCAGGAAAAAUGGAAUCGUGUGCAUCGCGCUGUAAUGAGCAUUUUAACCGGGAUGCCACCUGCCAGUGUGACCGUCGGUGUUCCCGGCACGGAGACUGCUGUGAAGACUACGAAAAUCUGUGCACUGCUGAAAAGGACCCUGAGGAGCCAGAGCUGGAGGAAGAGACAGAAGAGGCUCCAGCCCACAACUUGUACUCGGCACCCACCUCCUGCCAGGGCCGCUGCCUAGAAUCCUACGACAAGCACCAUCCAUGUCACUGCAAUGCCCGCUGCCAAGAGUUUGGGAACUGCUGCAAGGACUUCGAGAGCCUGUGUGGUGACCGUGAUGGAUUCUCCCACAGCAGGGACGCCAUAACUAAAGAGGAACUUCAGACCAUCUCUGAGAAGAUCUAUAGGGCAGACACCAACAAAGCCCAGAAGGAAGACAUCAUUAUCAAUAGCCAAAACCGCAUCUCCCCCUCAGAGGCGAGGAACCAAGUGGAUUGCUGCCCGGAGCCGCUCUUCACCUAUGUCAACGAGAAGUUGUUCUCCAAGCCCACCUAUGCAGCCUUCAUCAACCUCCUCAACAACUACCAGCGGGCGACGGGCCAUGGGGAGCACUUCAGUGCCCAGCAGCUGGCUGAGCAGGAUACCUUCCUCAGAGAGAUCAUGAAGACAGCAGUCAUGAAGGAGCUCUACAGUUUCCUUCAUCACCAGAACCGCUACAGCUCGGAACAAGAGUUCGUUGAUGACUUGAAGAACAUGUGGUUUGGGCUCUAUUCAAGAGGCAAUGAAGAGGGGGACUCAAGUGGCUUUGAGCACGUCUUCUCAGGUGAAGUCAAAAAAGGCAAGGUCACCGGCUUCCAUAACUGGAUCCGUUUCUACCUGCAGGAGAAGGAAGGCCUGGUUGACUAUUAUAGUCACAUCUACGACGGGCCUUGGGAUUCUUACCCUGAUGUGUUAGCGAUGCAGUUCAACUGGGAUGGCUACUACAAGGAAGUGGGCUCUGCUUUCAUCGGCAGCAGCCCUGAGUUCGAGUUUGCCCUCUACUCCCUGUGCUUCAUUGCCAGACCAGGCAAAGCGUGCCAGUUAAGCUUGGGAGGACAUCCCUUGGCCAUCCAGACCUACCCCUGGGACAAAUCCACUUAUGGAAAUGGCAGGAAGUACAUCGCCACAGCCUACGUGGUGUCUUCCACGCAAUAGAGUAUGGAGCUGGACAGGGGCAUGAGGAUAGUGAGGACUCUUGCAGGACUGAAGUGGUAUCUGCUCUGGACUGAAGAGUGGACAGAGGAAACCUGGAGGGAUUCCCAAUCCCAACCUAGCCAAAGGAUUCUUGAAUCUAGAAAUACUCAUGUGGGAAAGAGAAAAGAUUCAAAUAAGAAAAAUGCAGGAAAACAAUCAAGUCUUUGUCCUCUAGAAUUCUGUCGAUUAGACUAAGAAGUAGUCCAGGCAGAGAAGGUGGGAACCCUCAGUAGCUCUUAGCCCUGAUGCGUGGUGGAACCAUGAGCA
Tupaia belangeri chinensis (Chinese tree shrew) is the source of this 1734-nucleotide messenger RNA. It is a transcript of the gene ENDOU, whose product is annotated as endonuclease, poly(U) specific. Gene Ontology annotation, biological process: immune response. Gene Ontology annotation, molecular function: polysaccharide binding; RNA endonuclease activity; scavenger receptor activity. The coding region runs from base 256 to 1428 and encodes 390 amino acids. The transcript is spliced from 10 exons. The record is from RefSeq and is a predicted model, not a curated record. NCBI's taxonomy places the organism in Eukaryota, Metazoa, Chordata, Mammalia, Scandentia, Tupaiidae.